GAGAGAGAGUGGAGAGGGAGGGGGGAGUGGGGAGGGGGACGGAAGAGCACACUCUCUCAUGUUCCGCCACGCCGCAGCUACGAGGCCAAAAAGCUACUUCUUCCUCGCGCACCGCCGUCAGCUGUCGAGCCAACGCCACGCCUUUCCCGUCGACUUCAUCGCCACCGCCAUCCGCCCCUUCCCGGAUUACUCCCUCAAGAAGCCCGCCAUCUAUGACGCGGAGCUCGUCCGCAGCAUCGUCACCGCCCUCAAGCAGCGCCGCUCCGAGUCCCCAGACGUCAUACUCGGCCCCUUCGCCGCCCGAUUUCGCUCCGACCACCUCGUCUGGGCCUUCCUCCAUCUCCGCUCCGACCCCGUCCUCGUCGGCGCCCUCCUCCACUGGUACCGACCCCGCGGUCGCCCCGUCCCCGCCGAGGCGCUGGCCAUCGCCGCCCACGUCGCCGUCGUGUCCGGCGAACCAGCAUCUGCGCGCCGGCUGCUCCGCGACGGCCUCGUCUCUCAUCGAAAUUUCGUCGAUCGGGUGAUCUACACCUACAAGUACUGGUGCUCCGUCCCCUCCGUUUUCGAUUUGCUCUUCGGCGCCAUCGUUGACAUCAAUAGGCUCGACGAAGCCCGCACCCUCUUCCGCCACUUGGUUACUUACGGGAUCAUCGUCUCUGCUGAUGCUUGCAACGCACUGCUUAGUCGCCUGACGCUCGAUCAUAUGCUGAGUACGUUCUCAGACUUCCAAGAACUCGGUCUUCGGUGGAACACCAAAUCUUGUAACAUCCUUAUUGACGGGUUCUGCGGGGCAGGAAAGACUGGAGAAGCCCAUAAGAUACUUCUUGAGAUGGAAGGAACAGUGGGUGCUUCGCCUGACAUUAUAAGUUAUAGCACCCUCAUUGAUGCGUACUGCCGCUAUGGGGAGCUUCUGCAGGCGACUGAGUUGUUCGAAGAAAUGGGUGACAAGGGUUUGAUGCCGAAUGCCUUUACCUUUAACAGUAUAAUCACCCUCCUCUGUAAGAAUGAAAAGGUAGUGGAAGCAGAGAGGGUGUUCAUGGAAAUGAUGUUCCGUGGAGUAGCUCCAGACCAUGUCGUAUAUACUACUCUGAUUAAUGGAUACUGCAAAAGCGGUAAGCUGCCUGCGGUGUAUCGGCUUGUUGAAGAAAUGAAGAAUAGCCAACUAGUUCCCGAUACGGUCACUUAUACUGCUCUGAUAUAUGGACUCUCUAGGAGUGGAAAUAUGGUCGAAGCAAAUAAAUUAUUCCGAGAGAUGGUUGGUAAAGGUCUGAGUCCUGAUGAAGUUACUUACACUGCACUUAUUGACGGUUACUGCAAGGAAGGGAAGAUGAAUGAUGCCUUUUAUCUCCAUAAUGAGAUGCUUCAGAUGGGCCUUGUCCCGAAUGUUGUGACAUACACUGCAUUAUCAGAUGGACUUUGUAAGCAAGGGGAGGUAGAGACCGCUAAUGAGCUUCUGCGUGAGACCUCUGGCAAGGGACUAGAGCUAAAUGUAUUUACCUACAAUUCACUGAUAAAUGGUCUUUGUAAAAUUGGUAAUAUAGAACAGGCUGUGAAGACCAUGGUGGACAUGGAGGCAGCAGGACUUUGCCCAGAUGUUUACACUUAUACUACCAUAAUGGAUGCCUAUUGCAAGUCAGGCGAGAUGGAUCAGGCACAUGACCUUCUUAGGGAAAUGUUAGACAAAGGUAUUCAACCAAGUAUUGUGACUUUUAAUGUAUUGAUGAAUGGCUUUUGCACUGCUGGGAUGUUAGAGGAUGGAAGGAGGCUUUUGGAGUGGAUGUUGGAGAGGAGUAUCGUGCCAAACAGUGCAAUUUAUAACUCUCUUUUGAGGCACUACUGCAUGGAGAAAACUAUGAAGACCACAACUAAAAUUUACAAGGACAUGCGUGCUAGUGGGAUAAUGCCUGAUGAGAAUACAUACAACAUUUUGAUCAGGGGGCAUUGCAGGGCCAGAAACAUGAAGGAAGCUUGUUAUUUUCACAGUGAAAUGAUUGGCAAAGGGUUCAGUCUCAGUCGUGGUUCUUACAAUGCACUUAUUAAAGGGCUUGUUAGGAAGAAGAGGUUGACAGAGGCAACACAACUAUUUGAAGAGAUGAGAGCCAAAAAUUUGGUUGCUAAUAGAGAAAUUUGCAAUAUUUUUAUUGAUAUAAAUUACACUGAACAAAAUAUCGAGAUGACACUUGAACUUUGUGAUGAAGCAAUAGAAAAAUGCCUUCCAGAGUCUGAUCUUAAUAAUAUUUGAUGCAUGCAUUUGACUACAGGAUUGUGGAGAUGUGCUGAAUAUCAAGUGUGGUGCUACGGCACUGGCAGAUCUGAUUAAUGAUUUGUAGUGCAAGAAUGUUAGAGGUUCGUCGCAUCAGGAAAGAUAUCUGGAGCUUUGAUCAACAUCUUCGUAUCAGAAUUGGCUAAUGGAAUGUUCAAGUUCAUUCCAGUGGUCGUGUUCAUUUCUGCUCUACCAUUGUUAACGAACAAAUGGCUUCAAGAAUCACAGGAUUCAUUCUUUCAGUAGAACAAUUUUUAUCUACUGGGUGCUGAUUGAUGCAGGUUUAGCAUUGAAUAUCUUACGAUUGGACAAAAACUUAUCUAUUAAUCUGUGAAUUAGACUGAUGUCUGAAAUGGAUCUUAACAAUGAGUAGUUAUCUGUAGAACUCACUCAACUCCGAUGAACUCUGUAUGAGCUAUGAUUGACUGAUUCAUGAUUUAAAAAUCGCUUUGGAAGGAGCAGCCACCAUAAUCAAUUGAUCUCAGCUCUUUCAACUUGAAGAAAGGUAGAGAGACUUCCAAAUUCCUGAAGUGGACAACUCAUCGCAAACCAUCUUCUGUUGCAAGUUCUGUUUUUCUAGAAGAUGAAUGCUGACAGAGUAUAUAUUAAGUUCAUCUGACAACAAAUAAAAUGCCAGUAAGUUGUUCUCUGUCCGGUAUAUCUUUUACCGGCAAUCCUAUUAAUCUCAGAGCUAUUAUUUUGCCUUUAAGAUGCAACUAGAAAUUCUCUGCCAUCACUAAGUUGAUGAGUAUUGUUUUGUUACUUCAAGAUACAGUGCCUAGCGCUAGAUGCUUGUUGGUACUGGAAUUGUCAUGCAAUAUCGUCAUGUCAAGUGUUGUUUGAUUAUCAUUUCUAAACCCACAACCAAUAUAAGGCAGUGUUAAAUGAUGCAGUUGCCAUACUAUGCAACUUAGUGUCCAUCUGACUUAUGCUUGGGAUAUUAUGGCAGCAGCAUUUGCGUCAUCUGACUUCUUAUACAGUGCCCUGUGCCUCUUCUGCCAAGGUACUAAUUUUGUAUUAUGUUUUGGUUCAAUGGUCAGAGUCGAAGCAUGAGUCCUGGAUAAGGUGUUUUUGAAACCUAUUCAGCGAAACAUAUGGAUAUGUUUUCAUGAUUUUGAUCGUUUCAGAAGAUGAUGUGUGGCCUUCAACACCUGCCAUCAGAAUCUUAUCCAUCUGAUUGUAUCCAUCACUGAAGAUUGUUUCCCUAUUGUUUGUACUAUUCAUUAAACUAAAACUAAUAUAAACUGUUUAUUUCACAGUUUAAGUUUUGAAGCCGAGGUUUCAUAUCACCAUCGGAGGUAAUUUGUUCGUUCUUGCUUGUAAUAAUACUACUCUAGUUUAAACGUCUCUGAAAUCCUCCAGCCUGUAGUAACCUUGGAAAUUCCGAGCUAAAUUGAAUUCUGAACUACAGAAUGUCUUACAUUUAUGAAUCCGA
Molecule: messenger RNA, 3698 nt
Organism: Musa acuminata AAA Group (dessert banana)
Lineage: Eukaryota; Viridiplantae; Streptophyta; Magnoliopsida; Zingiberales; Musaceae
Product: pentatricopeptide repeat-containing protein At1g05670, mitochondrial
Exons: 3
Coding region: 59-2242 (727 amino acids)
Molecular function (GO): protein binding
Source: RefSeq, a predicted model, not a curated record